AUGAAACGCCAACGCCCGUCCGAUCUCCAUGAGGAGCCAGCACCACUGCCAUCGCCAGCAGCGUUCAGCUUCUCCAGCUACAUCCCCGCAUUGCUCGUUAGCAUGUGGAACGCUCUCACGUCGCAAACCAUAGAUGCUGUCAACACAACCCCACCCACAUCCUCCGGCAACGCUCCAAAACGCCGCGCAAUCGCACGCGAAGACGUUGAUAUGAUGCCAGGCCACUUUCCAACAUCUUCACCAGCACCAGAAGCUCGACCCACGCCAAAAUUACCAGUCACCCCGUCGCCAUCACCUCCGCGUCCGGGUGACGCGACAUCACAGUCUCAAGCAAACGCGUCAUCACAUUGGCGGGCGUUAAUUGCUUGGGUGACCAACCAGCCUCAGACCAAAGACGCACCCGCACACGAAAUCGCUAAAGAACCCGAGCCCGAAUGUCGUCCCGUGAAUCGCUCCAUCGCUCCCCCGGUUUCUGCGAACGAUGAUUAUGCCCAGUUAUUGCGUUCUCGCGCAUAUGACAGGAAUCACAUGCCGAUCAUCGAGCGACUCGAAAGGUUAAGGGCACUCGAGGAACGCGGUCAGCAGGCUCCACCCGAAUUGCGCCAAUCGUACCCUACAGCAAUACUGAAACGCGAUUCCACCCCGAAGAAGACCUCGAGUCCUCGCGCCGACAUCAACAACAGACGAAGCUUCCGGCAAUCGCAAACCGGACUGCGCCGAAGCACCAACGCCAACAGAGAUUCAGAUGUCGAUGGACUUAUUGAUCGACUCAAGAAAGUCACACACGAGUCGGCUGAGGAUACAAAGGUGAGAGAAAGUUGGAGAUUACGCGAACGACGUCUCGCGGAUGAGAAAGGACCCACAGCAAGAGUACGAGAAAGGCAAGAGGAGGAGCGUAGAGUACAGGAGGAAGAGAGGGCUCAAGCAGAGCAAAAGGCUCAAGCAGAACUUGAAGCUCAGCAGAAGGAAGAUGCAAGAGCGCGGAAAGAACAGGAAGCCCUCGAAGCUCAGCAAGCUGCUGAAGAUGCUCGGAAGAAUCUUUUGAUAAGACCGCUGGACCCAAAAUGGUCCGAAAUCGUUCGCAAUGCAAUGAACGUCACCAAUGCCCAAAAGGUCUUCUCCCAAAGCCCGGACGGCACCGACAUCACGCGAUACGUUCUGGGCAGGAUUCUGCCGCAGCAGAAUGAGAGUCAAGUCAGUGCCAGCGUCAACGGUAAGGGAGGUCCUUCCAACUGGCUCAACGACGAGUGCGUCGACAACUGGGUCGCGAUGAUUGUCGCACGCAGACAGGAGAAGGAAGGAUACGUCAAAGGACCCAACAGCACUCCCUCGAUCGUGUCAUACCUCUCGGCUUUCUGGAAGACUUACAACGAAAGAGGAGCCAAGGCUCUCAGCGGCUGGUCGAGGCGAAAGGGCAUCUCCGGCAAGAAGCUCUUGGGUGUGGAGAAGAUUUUCUUCCCAGUCAACACUGGCAACCACUGGAUCCUCCUGGUCAUUGCACCGAAAAGUCGCACGAUCGAAGUCUUCGACAGCGCUGGCGGCUCCUCCUCUCGAUUUCUCAAGUUUGCCCGCGACUGGCUGGCCAUGGAGCUUGGAGGUGAUUACAACCCAGAUGAGUGGCAGCACAGUUCAGCCAAGAGUUCCAUACAGCAGAACUGGGAUGAUUGCGGUGUCUUCACCUGCGUCAACGCAUUGGCAAGCGCGAAGAACAAGCCUCCGUCUGCCGUCGUCGCCACGAACGGUAUGAGUGAUGCGAGGAACAUGAUGGUAGCAGUCCUCAUCAACGGAGGUUUCAAGGAGGACUGGGAGUUGUAG
Ramularia collo-cygni is the source of this 1815-nucleotide messenger RNA. RefSeq lists its product as uncharacterized. Gene Ontology annotation, molecular function: deSUMOylase activity. NCBI's taxonomy places the organism in Eukaryota, Fungi, Ascomycota, Dothideomycetes, Mycosphaerellales, Mycosphaerellaceae. Gene Ontology annotation, biological process: protein desumoylation. The record is from RefSeq and is a predicted model, not a curated record. Gene Ontology annotation, cellular component: nucleus. The coding region runs from base 1 to 1815 and encodes 604 amino acids. The transcript has a single exon.